AUGACUCUGUUCCACCAGCUAAGCUACCUCUGCGUCUGCGAGCUGUUACUCCUGGCAGCACUCCAGGCAGCUGGUCUGACUCAUCAUCAUCAGACGGACAUGAGGUUCAGCAUGACUUCGCUGAUGGACUCGAUUACUUUACCCUCGUUGCCUCAUAUGUUCUCCGGGACUACCAAAUGCCAGGCGUUUAAAAACUUAUUCGGACUAACUUACGAAAAGAUGGCGGAAAAAGAGUCCGCGAAAGUUCACGAGAGUCUCACAAUAGAUUUAAUUACAAAAAAUGGUAAUGAGAAACAUAAUUUUACUGCGACAAAGCGGCUGGCUCCGAUGCUGAAAGACGCGAAAGAGAUAAUAGUACUUAUUCAUGGAUUUCUGGAGAGUUCUGACGGCGUCAUGGUGCAAGCAUUGGCCACAGAGUUUCUGAAGAAACCAAGCUUAGAAAUCUUAGCUCUAGAUGGACGCAAAGUCAUCAAUUUGGAGUAUUUUAGAUCGACCACGUAUGCUCGGUUCAUGGGAGAGAAACUUGGACACGUUUUGAGCGAUAUCGUAAAAGAAGACAUAGAUCCCGCCAAAUUCACCUUGAUUGGACACAGUCUCGGAGCGCACAUCGCUGGUAUAGCCGGAAUGCAGGUCUACCAGCUCACUGGCAGACGGGUUGGUCGGGUGAUCGGCCUGGACCCAGCGGGACCUUGCUUCAGCAAUGUCAGCGCUGUUCACAGACUGGACAGAAGUGACGCAGAGUUCGUUGACGUCAUUCAUACUAAUGCCGGGGUGCUGGGUAUUAAUGAAGCAGUAGGUCACAAAGAUUUUUACCCUGGAGGCGGGAAAUCUCAACCUGGCUGUUUGCUAUCAACUUGUGACCACAGCCGAGCUUGGCAAGUCUUCGCGGAGUCAAUCAACACUCCAGAUCGUUUCCCUGCUCGUAAAUGCGAAAGCUGGUCAGCGUUCAAGGACGGCCUGUGCCUGAAGAACGAAGUGGCCUUCAUGGGAGUGUCUUCGGCCAAAGGUAGUCCAGGGUCGUACUUCCUGAACGUGGGUUCGGCGCCUCCUUAUGGCCUGGGUCCAGCCGGCAGUGGGUGA
This is a messenger RNA of Amyelois transitella, 1080 nucleotides long. Its product is annotated as pancreatic lipase-related protein 3-like. Gene Ontology annotation, biological process: lipid metabolic process. The record is from RefSeq and is a predicted model, not a curated record. The transcript has 7 exons. Gene Ontology annotation, molecular function: lipase activity. Bases 1 to 1080 code for a protein of 359 amino acids. NCBI's taxonomy places the organism in Eukaryota, Metazoa, Arthropoda, Insecta, Lepidoptera, Pyralidae.